Messenger RNA from Myotis brandtii (Brandt's bat), 3279 nucleotides. It is a transcript of the gene SYNM, whose product is annotated as synemin, intermediate filament protein. NCBI's taxonomy places the organism in Eukaryota, Metazoa, Chordata, Mammalia, Chiroptera, Vespertilionidae. Bases 1 to 2928 code for a protein of 975 amino acids. The transcript has 6 exons. Gene Ontology annotation, biological process: intermediate filament cytoskeleton organization; fast-twitch skeletal muscle fiber contraction. Gene Ontology annotation, cellular component: neurofilament cytoskeleton; intermediate filament; sarcolemma. Gene Ontology annotation, molecular function: vinculin binding; structural constituent of muscle; intermediate filament binding. The record is from RefSeq and is a predicted model, not a curated record.
AUGGGGGAGCGGCGGAUCUCCUUGGACCCACGCGCCUUCACGGGGCGUCACCCGUGGAGUGCGAUUGACCGCCUGGAGGAUGAGAAGGCUGCCCUCACCUUGGCCAUGGCCGACCACCUGCGGGACUAUCAGGAGCUGGUGCAGGUGAAGACCAGCCUCAGCCUGGAGGUGGCAACCUAUAGAGCCUUAUUGGAAGGAGAAAGUAAUCCAGAGAUACGGAUCCUGGCUGAGCGCAUGGAACACCUGCCUCGAGAGUUCAGAACCACGGCCUACCAGCACACCCACUUGGCGUUACAGAGGGAAAUGAGGGAAAACGAGAGAAAUCUGUUUCUGAGGCACAAGCCGCCCCCCGGGAGUGUCCGUCGCAGCUGGACACGCUGCCUCCCGGGCCCGGGAUCUCCUGUCCUGCCCACCGCCCGGCGGGAGACCGCCUACGAGAAAACUGCCAACAGUCAAACCAGUUUCAGGACUUUCUCUCCCAUGUCCGGGCUUUCAAGGAAAGCCGAGGUGCCCGCGCAGACAUUCCCUGGGAGGCCGAGAAUGGAUGGUCCCAAGGCACGUCUAGCCAGAGAGGCCAGCCCCUCCCGUGAGUCCCACCGUGACCGCAGGGACCGAGUGGCGGUGGGUGCCUCCGAGAGCGCCUGGUCCGAGGAGAAGAUCGUCGUUUUGGGAAAGAAAAGGGAAGCUCCGGCCGCGAGGGAGCAGGAGAGAAACCGGCCGGUGACCAUCCACGUGAAGCGAGAAGAGAAGAUGUUUGACUCGAAGGAGAAGGCUUCGGAGGAGAGGAACCUACGGUGGGAGGAGCUGACAAAGUUGGAUAAAGAAGCGAGGAAGAGGGAGAGCGAGCUCAUGAGGGACAAGGCGAAAGGGAGGGAGCCCCCCAAAGAGACGGGUGUGCGGGCGAGAGAGAUACCGAUCCGCCUGGAAGUGUCCCGGGACAGCCGGGCAGAGGAGGGGGCCCCCCGAGGGGCCCGGACGCCCCUACAAAAGGAUGCAGGUGGUGGUCCGGGGGGAGGGAUGGACACGCGGAGAGAGACGAGGUUCGGGCUGGACACCAGGGAGGCCGCGGGCUCGCCGAGCGGCGAUGCCACGACGGAAACCAUCGCGGAGAGCAUCGUGUCCAGCGUGCUGAAGCGGUUCACCCAGUCGCCGGAGACCGAGGCCUUUCCGGACACGAAGGUCACGUAUGUGGGCCGGAGGGAGCUUCCCGGGGACAAGGGAACCAAGACGGAGAUCGUGGUGGAGUCGAGACGGACGGAGGAGAUCGACAUGAGGGACGGAGCCAGCCUGGACUCCCUUCUGGGCCAGGGCAGGAAGGCCGAGGUGGAGCUGAAGGCCAAGUCCACAGAGCGGAUGAUCGGGGACCUCAUCAGUCUCGGUCUGAAGGGGAGGGAGGGCAGGGCCAAGGUGGUCAACGUGGAGAUCGUGGAAGAGCCCGUGAGCUACGUGGCGGGCGGGAGGACGGAGGAGUUUUCCACCCCCUUCCGAGUGGAGGAGGCCGACGACGUGUCUCCGGGGUUCGGGAAGGAGGAGGAGGGCGUUUAUGGCGAAACGGAGGUCGCGUUCUCAGCGGCUCGACGUCAGAAAUCCACGCCGCCCCCGGGGAACGCGACGCGGGUGGAAGAAGUGACGGAGGCAGGUGACUCGGAGGAAGAGCAGAGUUAUUUCGUGUCCACCCCGGAGGAGGGCCCCGAGGGCCGUGACUUCGGGCAGGACAGGGACGAGGGCUCGGUGUACGGGCAGAUCCACAUCGAAGAGGAGUCCACCAUCCGGUACUCCUGGCAGGACGAAAUCGUGCCGGCGUCCCGGAGGAGGCUCGAGGGGGACGGAGCGGCGGCCUCCUGGGGAGAGACGGUGGGGAAGCCCCCGGGUACCCCGGCAUCCUCUCCGGAGGCGGAGGUGGGCUCCCCGCACUGGAUCGAGGAGACGACCAGCGGCGAGUUUCACGCCGAGGCCACGGUCAUCGACAAGGAGAUUAAAAUCCCGCACCAGUUCCACACGUCCAUCAACAGAGACUUCAGGGAGCCCAGGCACCAGCUGGUGGAGGUGAUGGAGCAGUUGGAGGAGAGCCUCCCGGAGCGGGUGAGGGAGGAGCUGUCCGCCCUCACCGCCCAGGACCAGGGCGGGCUGGGCGGCCGCCUCUCGGUGGACGUGAAGAAAGUCCAGCCCUCGGGCGGCGGGGCCAUGACCCUAGUGGCCGAAGUCAACCUGUCCCAGACCGUGGACACCGACCAGCUAGACCUGGAGGAGCUGAGCAGAGACGACGCGGGUGAGAUAGAGCGAGCCGUGGAGGCCGUGGUGCGAGGCAGCCUGGCCCAGCGACGCAGCCCGGGACCCGGGAGCCCAGACGGGGAUGCUGGAGCGUCACCACCAGCGACCGGCUUGGGCUUCAAGCGCUGGGCCACCCAGGAGCUGUACAGCGCCUCCGCCGAGGACGAUGACGCCAGCUGGGCCUCUCGCAGCUCGGAGACGGUCACCACCACGCAGGGGCCGGUGUCGGCCACCGUGGAGGUCACCAGCCCGCGGGGCUUUGCCCGCUCGCACGUGCUGGAGGACGUCAGCUCGUCUGUGAGACACAUUAAAAUCGGCCCCCCUGGAGUUUGGAGGACCGAGCAGGUCCCCCCCGAAGGACCGGCUGCAGGACAGAUGGACGCGAGUCCCACGGAGGCGGCCCCCCGCUGGGCCCGAGAGGCCACGGUCCUCUUCGCCACAGGGACGGAAGGGGAUGCUCACGGCAGCACCUGGAGGGAGGCCAGCCGUGAGGAGGACCAGGCCGCCCGCGUGGCCUCCCGGGAGCAGGCUGUGUUCGACAGGACAGUGCAGCUGCAGAGGAUGGUGGACCAGAGGUCGGUGGUCUCGGACGAGAAGAAAGUGGCCGUCCUCUAUCUAGACAAUCAGGCGGACGAGGACGACGGGCACUGGUUUUGAUGACGUCUUUGUGUUCGAGGGUAUUUGGUUUCGUAAUGUACCAACACGCAGAGGCCUUGGCUCAUUGUAGGCGGGUGUGUGUUUGUGUGAAGUUCCUACUCUUUACUGAAACCUCCCCCUUCUUUUUAAUUUCUCCAAAGAGGGCGCCAGGUAAUGUCAACUUUCUUUGCAGCCUGGAAAGGUGUCGAAUGAAUGAAUGAAUGCGUGUCUUAAAAGGCGCUGGAGUUUUAUCUGAGUUGGGGCUUUUCAAAAAUACCGUUGAUCUUUGUGGUCUUAAAAGUUUUUUGUUUUUUUAAAAAAAUAUAUUUUUAUUGGUUUGGGAGAGGGAGAGAGAGAUAGAAACAUCCAUGA